Fusarium pseudograminearum CS3096 is the source of this 93-nucleotide messenger RNA. RefSeq lists its product as uncharacterized. The record is from RefSeq and is a predicted model, not a curated record. The coding region runs from base 1 to 93 and encodes 30 amino acids. The transcript has 3 exons. Lineage: Eukaryota; Fungi; Ascomycota; Sordariomycetes; Hypocreales; Nectriaceae.
AUGUCUGUAGUGGCAAUCCUUCUAGUGGUAUUCCAGAUAUCUAUACAGGACAUGAUUCGAUCUGUGAGCAACCUGCAUGUGGGCUGCAGAUAA